Messenger RNA from Balaenoptera acutorostrata (minke whale), 8820 nucleotides. It is a transcript of the gene WDR87, whose product is annotated as WD repeat domain 87. The record is from RefSeq and is a predicted model, not a curated record. Lineage: Eukaryota; Metazoa; Chordata; Mammalia; Artiodactyla; Balaenopteridae. Gene Ontology annotation, molecular function: protein binding. The coding region runs from base 1 to 8820 and encodes 2939 amino acids. The transcript has 6 exons.
AUGACUUCCCCCAGACUCAUUCCCCUGUGGAAGGAUUUUAAAUACCUUAUAAAUGACAUGAUACAUAAAAGCAAGCAAACUUCAGAUGACCCAAAGACUGAUGUGGUUGUGUUGAGUGACCGGUCCCAGAUCCUGUUCAAAGAGUCUCGCCAUCCUCAAAAUAUGCCACUUAUAUGCUAUUACUUCAGUGAUGCCCACUUCUUUGCUUCCCUCUCGUGGGUGACAACAAGCACAAAAGAAAUACAGGCUGUGGUAUGGAUGAAGAGCAAAACUGAGGACAUGGUGGAGAAGAGAACAUUCUCCAUGACCGAACGACUGCCGCCCAUCCAGUCCAUGGUUCACACAGGUUCCUUUCAUAUCCUCGUGGUCUACUGUGGUGACCUGCUCCUGCGGCUCUUUGGGGACCACUUUCAGUCAUUCAAACCCCUGAGUAUAGUGCCCUGCCGCUUUAACAUCAACUGCCUCUGCUAUGACCCAGAAAUGAAGAUGCUUCUGUCGGGAAUCCUGGGGGCAGUGGUCACCUGGAUCAUGGAGCAGAGUGGCAAGGGUCUCCAAAUAGCCCACAUGGUUUCCAUGCCUGGUGAUGAGCUUGUCCACAACAUCAUGUUGAAUGGCCCCAAUGGCUCCCUUGUAGCCCUGUGUGAGACUGUGGUGAGGGUCCUUGAGCGCCAGGGCCACGGCCGGCUGGCAGAGGUGAAGAGGUUCCCUUCCACCACCAGUGGCUCCUCAGUCACCUGCUGCUUCACCUGUUUUGAGCAGGGCUUUCUCUAUGCUGGAAACAAGACUGGGGAAAUCCAAGUGUGGAGCCUCAAUCAGGGCCAUGCACUCCACAGUUUCAAGGCCCAUUUCUCAUCGGUGAUAUGUAUCCGCAGCCGGCCAGAAGCCCACACCCUGCUAACAGCCGGCCAAGAAGGCUUAAUCAAGGAGUGGAACCUGACUUCAGGGAGUCUGCUGCGGCAGCUAGAACUUGGCGAGGAACUGUAUGAACUCCAGUUUAUUGAUAGCACUACUUUCUUCUGCCAGACUACCCAUUCUUUCUCCUUGCGCAGUCUGCCCUGCUUCUAUAACCUCUUCAAUGUCUGUGGCUCUGCUCCCCAGCAGAUACGUCGGGUCCGCUGUGGCAAUAACUGGUUCCGGAUCCUGUGCACUACUGAGGAUGGCUUGUUGCGCUUUGUGUCCCCACUAACAGGGAAUCUUCUGGUUAUCACCUGGCCCUUCUCAAUCCUGGACAAGGCUGUGGAUUGGGCCUAUGACCCAGAUAAAGAGGAGCUCUUUGUAGCAACAGGCAGCUCAGAUGUACUGGUAUUUGACACAACCCGCUGCCCUUGCCCAGCCAAGUAUCUUAUAUGCACCUCACCAGAUUCUCAGGACUUGGUACAAUGCCUGGCUUAUGGGCAUUUCCACCUGCGUCGGGGUCUAGAAGGACUAAUGUUCUCUGGACACCAGAGUGGUGUGAUCAGAGUGCUUUCCCAGCACAGCUGUGCCCAAAUAGAGAAAUUCAUGCACUUUGGGGCUGUAUUAGCACUCUCUACACUGCCUGGAGGGCUUCCUGGUUGCCGAGAAAACUCUUUGCUCUGUUCCUAUGGAAUGGAUGACUAUGUACACCUAUCAGAAGCUGUGCUUGAAGGGGUGAGAGUGCAGCUGCAGCCCCUCGCCAGCAUUCUCAGCAGCUGUCAGCUAGCACACUUGAUACUCUUGCCCAAGUCUGUGGGUGCCAUCACGGAGACUAACUGCCUGCGUCUCUGGAAGUUCCAUGACUUUCUGUCCUCUGGGUCACAGGAAGGCUCAACGUUCAUAGAGACAUUGCCUCUGCACCAGUGUACCAUCACAUCUUUUGAUGUCUGUCUGUCCUUGAGUCUUUUUGUCACGGGUGGCAGUGAUGGCUCUGUCCGGAUCUGGAACUUCCAUGGUAGACUCAUAGCCAUGCUGGACUCAUCAUUGUACUUUGGCCCAGUCUGCUUUGCAAAUGACCGGGGUGACCUGCUUGUCACUUUCAACCAGAGUCUUUAUCUGGUGUCCUGUUUAAAACUGCUUCCCUCAGCCCUGCUGGCUCACCUUUCCCUUAUGGGUAUGACAGAUGAAGUGCUAGAAGUUCCUAAGCCUUUCAUACCAAGCUUCUUCUUCUCCUUUGAGACCAUGUUUGUGCCCAAGUAUAUCUACUUUGGACAAGGGCAACAGCAAUUAGUGGGUCUGGAGAAACUUGUCAAUAAUCGGGCCAUCGCCUUUGAUCAUAAUGUGCCACACGUCAUAGAAGAAGAUGAGCAAGGGAGCCCUGUGUUACUGUCUUCCUUCAGACAUGAUUCCUUGUAUAAGGAAGCUGAUUGGACGCAGGUGAAAAAACCUCCUCAUUCCCAUUAUGUGCUUCCUCCCCAGCUACAGCUGACUACCUGGGAUGGACUCAACCCUUACCAGAUACUGCGGUACUACUUUGGUCACGGGCAGAAAUGGCUCUUGGCUCCUGAUUGCUACAUCCCUAACUCAGUGAUUCGUGCCCGUCUUUGGCCACAGGGCAGCCCGAUAUACCUACAGUGCAACCUGCACUCACCCAUGCGGGAACUGGAAUGGGACAAGUCUCAACAAUUCUUCUUCUGGCAUGGUAGGGCAAGAGCUAUAAGUGAUGUAGGAGAAUAUGCACGUGAAAAGGAGGAUGAAGACUUCCUUGAAAUAAGAACGUCAAAGGAUAUAACUUACAGUGUGCUUACAGACUCAGCAAACUGCAGUUGGCUGGGAAGAAAGAUGAGUGAAGUAGCUAUCAAUAGCCUGAUAGAGACAAUUCUCAGUAUUAUGAUCCAUGCUUCUCCACUGAAGUACCAGUGCUGUAUUGGUGCACUAGGGCAAAUCUUUGCCUCUUACCAGGUGUCUCCACUCCUGCGCACUGAAACAGCCCAUCGUCUGUUGGAUGAUACAACCAAUUACAAUCCACUGAUCCGAGAGCUAGCCUGUGAAGGGCUGAAGCGUCUAGGAAUGAUUACGCAUCUCUUUGCCGUGCCUCUGGCCCAAAGACUAAUGGACAAAGAUGAAAGAGUGAGGAAUAAGGCCCUGAGCCUCAUGGCUGAGACUGGAAUCCACUCUAAGACCUCACUCUUAAACUUGAUCCAGAACCAAGAUACUUUCCGGGAGAUGCAGCAGGAAAUGAUUGGGGAAGAAACCCUGGACCAGCUGCUGGGUAUGCGGGCCACAGAUCUCCAAAUCCUUCAUUCCCAAGUGGAGCAGCGAUUGAAUGAAAACCUGAUCUUAUCACUGGGUGAUGAAAAGCCUACUUUUUCUUUAGAUGUCUCAGGGGCUUCUGAACUUACCGCCCUUUCCAACCAACUUGAUACAGCUCCUGAAGAACCUGAAGUUGCCUACAAGCCCAGCAAAGGCCAAAGACGGGGCCGAGUAGGAGGCAGAAAGCAUACCCGAAAAUUUUUGCGGAGCCUCAAGAAGAUGAAAGAGACUGGCACAGAGCCAGGUCCCUUAGAGGGUGAAGGUGAUCAGAGUGAAGCUGCACCAACUGAGGGGGAGGAGUGUAGGUCUUCAACCUCCAGUAUACUAAAGAUUUCAAAAGAUGAUGAACAAGAGCCUCCAGGGGUAGAUGCCUCAAAGGAUCAUGUUGCAUUGACCCUGAAGAUGCUGAGGAAGAUACGUGACAAAAGAGGCAGGAAAGCAACACUUCAGAAACCCAUAAAGAGGCACAAGAGGAAGACAAUAGAUGCUGAAGUUACAGUUGAGGACCCUCCAUAUCCUAUAAGGAGAGAAUCAGUUGUGAAGCUGGUGAAAGUCAGAGGGCGGGGUGCCUCUGGAGCUCCUGGCCACAGUACUACCCCUGGAGAUGGCUCAUCAUGGCGGGACGAUCUAUGUCGUCUUAUGACCCUGAGGAUAUCUGGUUCCCAGACAAAAAUGUCAGAAGCUCUAAACACUGAGCUAGUGACCAUGGCUCAGGAGGUGCUGGCAGAUCGACGGCCCAGCUGGGAGCUCUUUCAGGAGAUCUGUCCCCUGUUGAAGAAAGAAAGUAAGGAACUGCUUGAGGACCUUGACUGGGAUGUAGCCUGGCCAGAGGAGAAACCAGUUUUUCCUCAGGGAGGAGCAAUUAGAGAGGACAUGGUGAUCCGAGACAAGGAAGAGGAGAAAAAAGAGGAGCAAGAGGGAAAGAAAGAAAGGGAUGUGCAGGACUUGUGGGAAACCCAGGUGAUUCCCAAAAAAGGCAAGAAAGAGAAAGUUGCUUUUUUAGAACCAGACGUAACCAAGGGAAAACGAAUAUCAAAGAAAGAAGAGAAGAAACCCUCUAAAAAGACUUCUAAGCAGGAGGGGAAAGCAGUCCAGCAGGAAAUAAAAGUGGAUAAAAAAGAGAGGAAAAAAACCAAAGAAGAGGAAAGGGACGUGAGUCAGGAAGUGGGGGAAAAGGCCAAAUUAGAGGAGAAAGUGGUUGAGCAAGAAGGAAGACCAGUUAAGGGAGAGACAAAGCUGUCUUGGCAGGAGUGGAAGAAGUCCUGGGAUCAGUGGAAACAGGCCUACAGUGAGACGAGGAUAUCCUGGGAUGAAUGGAAGAAAGCCUGGGAAAGCAGGCAUCUUCAGGAAGAGGAGAAGCUCCAUGAGGAGGAAGAAAAGCUGUUCCCAGAUGAGGAAGAGCUGGAGAGGGACAAGAGGAAGCAGACAUGGGAUGAAUGGUCACAGAUCUGGGAAAAGAUGUCAGCCAGGGCCAGGGAGCAAUUGUUGGAGGAUGAGGAGGAAGUGACCCUGGAGGAAGAAUUGUCUCAGGAGUGGGAAGGAGAAGAAGAAGAAGGAGAAGAGCUGAUGACAGAAGAGCAGAGACAGAUCCACCAAGAAUAUAAACAGGCACAGGUUGAGAGGAAACGGGCCCAAGUUGAAAUAAAACGAGCCCAAGAAAAGAGGAAGCUGGCACAAGAAAUAGAGAAGCUAGCACGGGAAGAGAGAAAACUGGCUCAGGAAGAGAGAAAAAUGGCCAGAGACUAUGAGAAACUGGCCCAGAAGGACAGGAAAAUGGUCCAGGCAGAGAGGAAGUUUAUCCAGAAUGAGGAAAAACUAGCCCAAAGAGAGGAGAUGCUAACCCAGGAAGCAGAGAAAUUGGCCCAGCGAAGGAAGAAACUGGCCAUGAAAUUGGAGAAACUGGCUCAAGAAGAAGAGAAAAUAGCAAAGAAAGGAGGGAAGCUAGCUGAGGUAAAAAAGAUAUUGGUCCAGAAAUUGGAAAAACUGGCCCAGAAGGAACAAGACCUAGCAUGGCAAGAAAAGGAACUAACCCAGGAAUUGGAGGAGCUGGCAUGGGAAGAGGAGGAACUGAAUCAGGAAGAGGAGGAACUGGAAGAAGAACUGCUGAUCCAGGAAGAGGAGAAACUGGUCCAGGACAAGGGAAAACUGGCUGAGGAAAAGGAAAGACUUGUCCAGAAAAGGGAGCAAUUGAUGGAGAAUAAGCAAAAGUUGGCCCAGGAAGAAGAGCUGCUGAUCCAGGAAGAGAAGAAACUGGCCCAGGACAAUGUAAAAUUUCCUGAAGAAGAGGAAAGAUUUGGCCAGAAAAGGGAGCAACUGAUGGAGAAUAAGCAGAAAUUGGCCCAAGAAGAAGAGCUACUGAUCCAGGAUGAGAAGAAACUGACCCAGGACAUGGAAACACUGCCUGGGGAGGAGGCAAGACUUGUCCAGAAAAGGGAGCAACUGAUAAAGAAUAAGCAAAAGCUGGCCCAGGAAAGGAAUAAAUUGGUCCAGAAUAAGGAAGAACUCCCCAAAACCAAGGAGAUACUAGCCUGGAGGCAGAAGACUCUGGCUCAGGAGAAGGUGAAACUGGCUCAGAGGAAAGAAAACUUAAUCCAGCUCAAAGAAAGCCUCACCCAGAAGAGAAAGAAAUCAGACCAAGGAAAGGAGAACCUGGACAUGUACAAGAAGAGACUGGUUCAGAUAAAGAAGAAGCUGAUGGAGGAGAAGGAGAAACUUUUCCAGAGGAAGGAGAAAUUGGCUGCUAUAGAGGAAAAACUGACCCAAUUAGAGGAAAGCCUGGCUGAGAAACAGCACCAAAUAGCCCAGGACAAAAUGAAAUUAGCUAUGGAAAAGAGGAUGAUAUUCCAAGGACUGAAACAGCUCAGAGGUGACUGGUCUAUUACUAAGGAAGAAAAGGCAUUGGGCAUGGAAAUAAAGAAACUGGCCUGGGAGAAGGUGAGACUGGCUGAGGGAAAGGAAACUGUCUUUAAAAAAGAGACUCAAGAAACUUCAAGACAGGGAAGACCAACUAAGGAUGAACUAGAACUAAUUAAGAGGAAAUUGUCACUAGAGGAAAAGAUACUGGUCUAUGAAGAUAGGAUACUGGCCACAGAGCAAACAGACAUUACCAAAGGAAAACUGGAGUUUACUAGAGGAGGGAGAGUAUGUGCCCAGGAAGAAAGGAAGCUAGCCAAAUUAAUAAGGAAGUUGGCUAAAGAAAGCAAGGGCAUUUCCAAGGAACCAUUAAAAGUAAGCAGCAAAAUCUUAAAGAGACUUCAAGGCCUUAUCAAAAAAGAAAGGAAACUAACCCAGCAAGAAAUAGAGAUGACAAAGUUAAAGAGGUCAUUCUUUACUAAGGAAAAGGAAUUGAACAAGGUACAGAACGAACUUGAUGCCAAGGAGUGGGAUCUUUCUGAGGAACAACCAGAAAUUGCCACAGAUGAGAAGAAACUGGCUAAGAGGCAGAGAAAACUGGCCAAGGAAAUGAGAAGAUUGAUAAAGAAAGAGAAAAAGAUGACUGAGGAAGAAAGCAGAUUGGCCAGGCAACAGAGAGAAGUCAUACAGGAAGAAGAGGAGGAUGAAAUAACGGAGGAAGAAGAGGCAAAGCCAUUCCUUAAACAAAGGUCAAGAAAGAGAAAAACGCUAAAGAGAGUUGAUUUGCAACAGGAAGAGUUUCUCAGUCAAGAGGAUGAGGUGAAAAGUGUGAAAAGUGAAGAGAGCUUUUCUGAAGAAAUGGAAAGCUUGUUAGAUGAAAUAGAGCGAGAGAGUUUGUCUGAGGAGGAGGAAGAAGAGGAGGAGGAGGAGGAAGAGGAGGAAAUGGAAGAGGAGGAGGAGGAGGAAGAGGAAGGGAAGGAGAAGAAAAAAAAGAAAAAGGAGAAGAAGGUGCAGGAGGAGGAAGAGGAGGAGGAGGAAGUGUUUGAGAAGGAGGAAAGCAUGAGUGAGGAAGAGAUGGAACGUUUGAGUGAGAAAGAGGGGGAGGAAGAGGAGAGAAGCUCAUUGGAAGAAGAGGUAGACAAGAAGAAAGAGAUCUUUAAAAAAGAAAAACUAUUUAAGUUACCAGGAGAAAGAAAAAAGGACUUAAAAGGAAGAGAAGCAGUCCCUUCUAUUGAGAAAAGAAUCCCCGAGGUCAAAGGCAGUGCUAUAAAACUUGAAGUUCUGAAAAGCCCUUCCAAGCAACUGAUCUCAGAAGUUCUGGGGAGGGAAGAGAAGAUACCAGUGCCAGGGUCAACUAAACAAAUAUCCUGGGAAGAUAAGGCCACAGUACUUGAGACGUCCAGAGUAUUCCCAGGGACAGGGUUUAUGGAUAAACAAGAAGAACUGUUGAAGAAAUAUAAGCCCAAACCUCUACAAGUUUUGGAUACAGUUUUGGAGUCCCAAGAGCCUGACUUAAAGACCCCAUAUUUAUCCCACAUAUUGAAGAAGACCAUGGAAGCUCAUAAACUCCAAGGCAAACAACUAGGGGCCAAGUGGCAGUGGCUUCUGCAGCGUCAUCCAUCUCUGAAGGGACAGACUGAGGUACAAUUACCUGUGUCCAAAAUCCUGGCUGAGGAAAUAUAUGCAGACGCCAGCCUCUCAGAUGUAGAGUGGAUCCACCAUGUCCUAGAACAGAUGGAGGCAGGAGAACAGCUUUCCAGGGAUAGUUUCCACAGAUUGUGCCAGCUUCUCAAAGACCUCACUGCAAAGGAAAACUUAGAGUGGAUGCAUCUGGCCAAACUUGAAGCCAUUGUGUACCGUCACAAGCAGAACCUGGAAUCACGAAGCACAAGUAUUUCAAAACCCAGUAAGGAGCCCAUGGGUCCAAAAUACUUGAAAGUGAUCCCUCCUAUAAAAGGAAAGGAAAAGGAAAACUGGCUAAAACCUUUGGCUGUCUCCACACCAAAGUCCCCAUUAGCUACCAAAAUGAUUCCAGACCUGAAGGCUAUAAACUGGCAUCUUCUAGGAGAGCCUUACAGGAGUGUGCGGGCAGAGCAGAUAUCCACUGCUCGCAAGGAGAUGGAGAUGCAACACCAUUAUCCUCCACCAAGAGACAUUUUCACAGGUGCCCUUGACCCUGUGGAAAAACAAACCCUAGCACUGAUGUUUCAAAAGGACUUCUGGGCUUUUAAGGAUAAGGGCAGAUUUGCCAAAUUGCCCAAGUUGGAAAAGAAGGCACAGCCCAUCUCUAAAAAAAAGGACAAGGUGCCUCUAUGGGAGACAUUUGUGGCAAUAUACCAUGUUUUGCGGAUGUUGCAGGAGCGAUACGCGAAAGACAGUGCUGCUUGGAUGGAACAGUUCUACCGUCUCAUGGACCUGUACCAACUUAAGUCCCCCCGAAUCCAGAGGCUACUACAGGAACUGUUACUGAGAGGGGAACCCCAAUCCCAAGAGAUCAUUUACAAAGAGGCCCUAAAGGCCAUGGAGCUAGUUCCUGGGGAGCGGUUGUUCUACCACCUGUUCUGUGGUGGCUCUCACACCCCUAAAGGUCCUCUGGAGUUCCAGGAGGUGGUUCCCCUCCCAGGGAAGAACAAUGUACGUACCAUGCUCCCUAUGGGCAUUGCCCAGUAUGGGAUCCUAGAACUUGCCUGGAAGAGCCUGCCGCAAGCUGAUUUACACCUCACCAAGGAAUUGCCCUACAUCGUUGCUCCUACCCCCUAA